AUGGCUCACUACUUAUGCGUCCACCAGUCCGGAAUCCACUGCAUUCUUUUGCCCUGGAUUGCGCGUUUAAGCCAAUUGUGCUCUCGGACCUCUGAAGAUACCAGUUUCUCUCCAGCGGGUAAAUUCUUGUUUUCCAUAUGCAACGCUAAUAUUGGAAGAGUUAUUUUAUGGGGUGCGUUGGUUUGGUUAGCAAUGGGAGCGAAGUAAUAGGGGAGCUUAAGCACUAGGCUUUUAGGCAGGACUAUCGUCAGCACAGGUAGCCCUAUGAAGAUCGUCUCUACGAGGUCACGCCGCUUACCUUUUAGACCGAACCGUCUGAGUAUCCAGACUUCUCAGACAAACCGACAGUUCAUUGUGGGUGACUUCAAGGACAGGUUUGAGGCUUCAGUUCCUCUUGUCUAUACUCCAGCAAUAUCAAGUGUGCGCAAACCGUCGCUUCAGAGUUCCUUGAAAAACUGUCCAAAGUUGCCAUCCCCUCAUGUUAUGUCCAUCUAGCAACCAACGCAAGAGCAAGGGGAUACAUUCAGAAUACCCCACCGGGUGAUCGCACACUCUUGUCUGGCACUUCUUUAAACUACAACAAAAAGCAUCAUGACUGCGCUCCGAUGGAGCUGAAAUAAGUUACUAAAGUAGGGAACUAUAGUCACAGAAGCUGAGAUGUCUGUGUGAAACCCAUCAACUAAGCGGUUACUCGCACAAGAAAUGUAGGCGAUAAAGCGGCAGACAUAAGACCAGCCAACGUCGCCACCUUUAAGGCUGUGUAGGUGAGAACUGAUGCAACUGAUUAGAAAAAACAUACGAUGGAUGGUUGACUCUGCCUAUGUUAAAAAUGCACAAUAAAUUCCUUGCCAUAGGAAUUAAAACUGGGGAACCCCGAGGUCAUACGAGCUACCAGACCUGACAGGUGAAAAAACGCCCCAUUGAACCCCGAGAAUUCACUGACAGCAUACAGGCAAAGUACUUGCUAGACUCAUUUGUGGUUGCCCGCAGUCUACAAACCUGAUGGUACACUGUGGAUAGUUAUUAGAGUUCAGCCAGACUUAGCCAGUGAGCUAGCUCAUAGAUUGACUUUUCCGUAGGUCAGCUCAUCAACGUCGCUAACGACCACCUUCAGGUCUGUCCCCCAGGACAAAGCGUUAAGCCUGACGGACGUUCGGUGUGACCGGUACAAAGAGACAAACAACGCGACAAGAGCCGUCAGUUACUGCAGCGAUCCAUCGGUGGUACGCGUGCGGAGUUACUUAAAGUCCAGUUUAAGGGAGAUGAAAAUCCUAACAGUUACCCCGGGAAAACAGCAAAUGGACCCGCCGCUCACCAGUGUUUGCGUUCCCGCCCACCGAGGCAGAAAUGUUCUUUGGCAUGCAUCAGAAAUGUUUGCAUGGUAACGCAACGCAUUUCUGGGAGACUACAUGUCGCCGUGCCCGCCGAUCUGCGGUGCAGCAAAGCCAUUGGGUUCAAAAUGCAUUAAGCGUUGGUGAGCAGUUCGGUCCGCCAAAGUCGUUAUCCCUGUUUCCUCUACUGUUAUGCCGGUCGCACGGAGCAGAGAAUGGAGUUCCGCUUACCAGUGCAUGGAUUGGUUGAGAGAAGGCGGACUCGUGUCUUUGACAUGGCCAUGAGUUGAAUUUCUCCAGCUAACUGCUUGUAGGACAGGCCUAUUGUUUCCCCCACAUUUUGACUGGAAAUACUAGUUUCUACCUAGUUGUGGCUUGUCUGCCCUAUCUGUGUGUCUGUGAACCCGACACUUACAUAAAUGAGCCGUUCGCCCGGUAAGCGGAUAUCUUUCUCCCGUUGCUCUUGUCCACUUAUUUCUUGCAUUAGGCACGAACGCUUAAUUGUUUUGACAAAAUAUAUGCAUGAGACGAAAGGGUUUACUUUUCAACUGCCAGUUAGGACUGGUGAGGCCCUUUUCCCCUUCCCAACCCUCCUGGAAGUACAAACCAGUCUAAGCACCUUCGCGUUUUCUGAAAGGCUACGGGAUUUUGCAUCUCGCGCAGCGUUCUAUUAUUUUUGAUACGGAUGGGGUGCAUACAAAUGGUAAGGUUACCGAAAUUGGAUGUCAUAACCUUGAAGGGAUGGAGGGCUGAAUCUUUUCUGUUCACUCUGAUGAUAUUGCUAUUAUUACCGUCAAUUUUAGAAAUUAACGUGCCAUGGAAAGGCAGAUAUUAGUCCUUGCCCUUGCGGACGGUGUUUUGGAUGAGAAGCAUUCAGUUUCGGACUUUUUUCACAAGUUGUCGGCUUAUCUCUUAGUGCAUUAUGUCUUUUAAUCAUGUGAUUUGUAGUGCGAUGUUACUCUUUCGCACCGAACUUCACCAGUGUGCCCCUGCGUUAAACUUUUUCAAGAUCUGGCUCCGCUUCCCGGUGACCACGGCUGCAGUGCUGAGCACCUCCUUUUGACGCAUUUGGGCUCCGAAGACUUGGAGGAAACCGCACUUCAGGGUUUUUCGCGGUCUGUGAUUGGCAUUAUUCCUCCUCAGACUCCCAUAUCAGACACCUCCGCAAACCGAAGUGGCGCCUUAGGAGGGUCUGAGAAAGUUGAAGAGGCAGAGGACAAUUCUCUUCUCGUGCUAUUUUCUUCAAGGCCGCACGUUGUCAAGAUCGUGCUGCCACCGUCGCUGUCUUUCAACUCUCGACCUCACUCCGUGCCGCAGCAAUCACUCCCCGGUGGAGAUUCGCCUGAUGUCUCGGUGCCUGAGACACCUCUUGUCACCUCGGUCUCAUUGUCCUCCAGGUAUGUCUCAUCACAACUGCCUGACUAACGCCGAAUGGCAUAGGUCUCGCCCCCCCUCACCAUUCUUGCUUCACGUACUAGCUCAUGUUGAAAUUUUUUCUCGUUUUGUUUGCCCCUCCGUCUUCCUCAGAGCGACAGAGUCGGAUUUCUUCCGAAGUUGUCGCCGCGUACUUUCCAACUACAGCAUACGCCUGCCCGUGCUCUCCACUGACCUCAAGGAAGACGUCUUCUCAGAAGCUGAAUUUAUUCGCUUCUUUGUAAAGGUUAGUUGCUAGCUGCUAUGUCUGGCCUCUGCGCAUUACGUCCAUUUUCCUGUCCUGUAGUUCACUUUCUUUCACAAUCGCGGUUUUAAUGAAUGUAUAAGAGUUUCUCUUCGUGACGUUCUCUUUGGUUAUAGCUUUUUUGUUCACCCGGGGGUUUCUUUUUGCCGGGAGUAUUAGUCAACAUACACUGAAGACUCGAAAGCAUGUUAUCGACAAACAGUGGUUUGCCGACAAUCAAGAAAAAGCCACGAUUUUAACAGGUCUAUUAAUUUUUCCUCUCUGCAUAUUACACUUAACCUUGAUAUUCGGCAAGUAUAUCUAACCACCGAUUCCUUAUUAAUCUCAACUUUGUCAUUUGUUGGUUUCUGUCAAAAAGAUGUACGUUUACGACAGUUCAUGUCAUCCUCAACCUCCCCCCCCCCUCUAUCUCCAUCGUUACUGGCAUUUUCUUCUACAAAGAACUUGUGGUGGUCUAAUUGUUCUGGUGUUGCCUCUUUCCCCUUGCCCAGACGAUAAGCUGUCUGCGCUCCUCUCGGUUGGGUCGGCUUUCCAGCUUGUGCGCCUCCGUAUACCAGUUUGCCGAACACGCGGAGGGCCAGUUAGCUGCGCAGUAUGAAGCUGUCAGUUACCUUGCGCAGGAACGCGACCAACUGCAGAGGAAGGCCGUUUCCCUGACCGAGCGCCAUUCUCGGAUCCUUGAACGGCAGGAGGCCCUGAAUCAUCGCCUUUCAGAAUUGACUCGACGCAUUUAUAGUGAGUGUACACUUUUUCUUCCACCACUCACCUUUUAUCAUCGAUUUCCCGAAAGCUAGAUUGCGUCCCAUUUCUACACUGCAGGAUUACACACCUUGUGCGGCUUAUUCAGUACAGUUUGGAACUGGAGUCAGUAGAGGAUGUGGAAAAGUAGCAACCACCCAAUCCGCUGGUUUCCCGAAAUCUUAGCUGAUUCAUCUGUGAGCUAUCACAGCCGUGUCCGUCGGCUUUGCGACAUAGUAAUAUUCCAGUCGUAGUUGGCAAAGUGUUUUCACCUGUUUGAGCCUACAAUUGUCGACGAUUUAACGACACAGUAAUCCCUCUCUGUAUUCCGCUUCGACUACGAUUUCACGUUAUCCCAGAUCUUAUAUGCAAUCAGCGUCGCUGAUUUCUCGGGUCAGUUGGUCCUUGAUUUCUGGUACAUGCUUCCUCAGUUGUUUUGCCCAGUUGGUUUCAUACACGGGGUGCUACUGGCGGACGGCUGAGAGGCUACUCAAUCAGUGCACGCGGUUAAGUGUCCUAGUUCCAACGAAUCUUACAUAAUAUAUAAGGGGAUAUCGAGGGUUUGUGCUGCAUGACUGUGUGAGAAAUGUUUGAAAAAUGUGAGAGGGUUUAUAAGUCCCUGAAAUAUAUGAAAACAACCAUGAAAACAUUGUUUUUACAUUGCGGAUUUUCACUUUCCACGGAUGUUUCUGGAGGGCUGCCUUCUCGAUCGAGGACGGAUCACUGUACAAUCAUUUGCACCGGCCCCACCUGCUCGGCGUUCACCUAAACCAACGCCGCCCUCAUAGAAAUAGAGUUCUGUGCAUGUAGGAACUUUGUUUUAAAAAUAUGGCAGGAUGGUUUCCGACAAUAAUAGACUCUUCGUGUAAGCCUGGAAAAAAGUGACUGAAACAGCUGCCGACAUCUCAGACGUGGAGCACGCGACGGAGACUGGUGACCUGUCCAGAACUGCAUCACGGUGAAUGUUUCCUGACUGGAUGUGUUCUCAUUUUACAGCUUAUUGCCCAAUAAAGUCACAGAUUUCUGGACGUUAUAGACUCAACCGCGCGUCCGACUUUUUAGUUUAAGAAGCAGAAUAUUGGGAUAUUGUGGUAGUUUUAGUGCACCUAAGCCUUCUAUAACGACCCAGCGGCGCCACGUUGUAGGCAGCCGGCGUAUCAUUUCAAGAGCAUUAUGAUUUUUUUAAAAUUUCCUUUCUCACUUUUAUUUCUGCCUCUUCGUUAUUGAUCUCUUACAAUGUUCUCCACAGGAUUUAUAGUUCGUAGUUAGACCAGACUGAAGUUUUUGAAAUACAACUUGCAGUUUUGGAGGUCUGUACCGUCUUAGAUCGCGUUUCAUACACGGUCCUGGAGCCAUCAAUGUUUGCUCGGAAUCCCGUCUGCUUGCUCCUUCAACGAGCCCAAGGAUUUGGGGCUUUAUGCUCAGAACAGUUUAGUCCUUGCGCCCAUCCUUUGCUCUGUCCCGUCAGUAGGCAACACAUUACAUCCUAUUCCAUCAAAUCGAUAUCCAAACUUUGUCAAAAACGUUACAUUAGUAAUUAAUGCAUUUUUCCCCCACAGGCAUCGAGGCUGGACUCACGAGCGCAGAAGCACAAAUGCGUCUGGAAGUGCAGAGUCUGCGUGAUCGUCUGAAGUCCGGCCUUCUGGGCUGGUAUGAAAGUAUGCAGUUGCAGUACAAUCACCUGACUGUCCUAGUGGAGAAGGCACAGACCUCUGGCGCUUCCGGUCGUUUUGGACGCCUGACAGGCAAUGUUGGUGUAGCGUUCCCAGCUGCUCCUGCCUCCCCAAGACGAUCCGCUGUUUCAGACGAUCUUACCCAGGUCCAGCUUAAAAACAUUACCGCAGCUUUGAAGGAAGAAGGAUCAGAAAUUGAUUCAUUGAUUAAGGCCGUGGAAAGGUUGAAUACAUUAACAGUUGAUUUGCGAUGA
Messenger RNA from Spirometra erinaceieuropaei, 5674 nucleotides. Lineage: Eukaryota; Metazoa; Platyhelminthes; Cestoda; Diphyllobothriidea; Diphyllobothriidae. The record is from the annotation of a GenBank genome assembly.